Ostrea edulis (European flat oyster) is the source of this 1055-nucleotide messenger RNA. RefSeq names its product fibrinolytic enzyme, isozyme C-like. The coding region runs from base 172 to 1008 and encodes 278 amino acids. The record is from RefSeq and is a predicted model, not a curated record. Gene Ontology annotation, biological process: proteolysis. Lineage: Eukaryota; Metazoa; Mollusca; Bivalvia; Ostreida; Ostreidae. The transcript has 7 exons. Gene Ontology annotation, molecular function: serine-type endopeptidase activity.
GGUCUUUUUCUCGUGACCAGUGGAAAGUUGUUGAUUUACUUUAUUUAGAAUCAUUCAGGUGACCAGAGAGUAGCCAUUAAGGUGUGAACGCAUCAUAUGGACAGCCUUAAAACAGUAUAAAAAUGCUGCUGGAAUGGAAGGUGGAUAGAAGACUUCUCACCGACCUACAACAUGAAGGUUGCUGUUAUCGUCGCUUUCCUCAGCCUUUCCUGUGCGGCUAUGGAGCCCAAGAUUUACCAGCCUGCAAAGGAAAUAUUACGUGAGCUGGCUUUAAAACCAAAGGACAAUUUCCUACGUAUCGUGAACGGUGUUGAAGCAUUCCCAGGAGCAUGGCCUUGGCAGGUGUCCCUCCAAGUAUACUCCCGGGGAUCCUAUAAUCAUAUUUGUGGAGGAUCUCUUGUCAGAGCAAACUGGGUUGUCACUGCUGCACACUGUGUUGGUGGGCAAAUAGACAGUAUGCGGAUUGAAGCUGGUAUCCAUACAGUGUUGAAGGAUGAAGGGGAAACGAGUACCAUCAAAAGAAUAAUAAGGCAUCCACAGUACUCCUCCAGCAUUGCCGGUUACCCUAAUGACAUAGCUCUGUUGGAACUGGACUCGUCCUUUACCGUAGGAGGGAAUAUUGAACUGGCCACCUUACCCACUAACUCUAACGAGGAUUUCACAAACAACCCUGACUGCUACAUCACCGGGUGGGGGAGAACUUCAGGAGGUGGAUCCACUUCCGAAGUUUUGAUGGAAGCUAAGAUGACUAAUAUUAUUAAUACUGAGUGUCAAUCUCGCUGGUCAUCUAUCAGCGGCGCAGCCAUUUACAGUACCCAUAUCUGCCCUUAUGAGUCGGGGAAAUCCGCUUGCAAUGGAGACAGCGGGGGUCCCUACGUCUGCUGGAAGAAUGGUGGUUACAUGUUGGCCGGAGUGACCUCGUGGGGCAUCAGCACCUGUGAUGGAUCGUACCCAAGUGUGUAUGUUAGAGUGUCCAAGUAUCUGGACUGGAUGGCCAAUUACAUCUAAAUCGGAUUUCAUAAUCUUGGUUCAUGAAUAAAAUUGGACUUCGAACG